Molecule: messenger RNA, 4901 nt
Organism: Dipodomys ordii (Ord's kangaroo rat)
Lineage: Eukaryota; Metazoa; Chordata; Mammalia; Rodentia; Heteromyidae
Gene: Chd2
Product: chromodomain helicase DNA binding protein 2
Exons: 34
Coding region: 1-4788 (1595 amino acids)
Biological process (GO): regulation of transcription by RNA polymerase II; nucleosome organization
Cellular component (GO): chromatin; nucleus
Molecular function (GO): chromatin binding; histone binding; ATP-dependent chromatin remodeler activity
Source: RefSeq, a predicted model, not a curated record
AUGUGGGAAGAAUAUCCUGAUGUGUAUGGGGUCAGGAGGUCAAAUCGAAGCAGACAAGAGCCCUCACGAUUUAAUAUCAAAGAAGAGGCAAGUAGCGGGUCUGAGAGUGGGAGCCCAAAAAGAAGAGGCCAGAGGCAGCUGAAAAAACAAGAAAAAUGGAAGCGGGAGCCCUCAGAAGAUGAACAGGAGCAAGGCGCCAGUGCAGAGAGUGAAUCAGAGCAAAAAAGAGUCAAGGCCAGAAGACCUGUCCCCAGAAGAACAGUACCUAAACCUCCUGUUAAAAAGCAAAUGAAGACUCAGCGUGGAAAAAGGAAAAAGCAAGAGUCUUCUGAUGACGAUGAUGAUGAUGAUGAAGCUCCCAAGAGACAGACUCGUCGAAGAGCAGCUAAAAAUGUUAGCUAUAAAGAAGAUGAUGACUUUGAGACUGACUCGGAUGAUCUCAUUGAGAUGACGGGAGAAGGAGCUGAUGAACAGCAAGAUAACAGUGAAACUAUUGAAAAGGUCUUCGAUUCAAGACAGGGGAAGAAAGGAGCCACUGGAGCUUCUACUACUGUGUAUGCUGUUGAAGCUAAUGGAGACCCUAGUGGUGACUUUGAUAUUGAGAAGGAUGAAGGAGAAAUCCAGUAUCUCAUCAAAUGGAAGGGUUGGUCUUAUAUUCAUAGCACCUGGGAGAGUGAAGAAUCCUUACAACAACAGAAAGUGAAGGGCCUCAAAAAGCUAGAGAACUUCAAGAAGAAAGAGGAUGAAAUCAAACAAUGGUUAGGAAAAGUGUCUCCUGAAGACGUGGAAUAUUUCAGUUGCCAACAAGAGCUAGCCUCAGAGUUGAAUAAACAGUAUCAGAUAGUAGAGAGAGUAAUUGCUGUGAAGACAAGUAAAUCUACAUUGGGCCAAACAGAUUUUCCAGCUCAUAGUCGGAAGCCAGCACCUACCAAUGAACCUGAGUAUCUAUGCAAAUGGAUGGGGCUGCCUUAUUCAGAGUGCAGCUGGGAGGAUGAAGCCCUCAUUGGGAAGAAGUUCCAGAGCUGCAUCGACAGCUUCCACAGUCGGAACAACUCAAAAACCAUCCCAACCAGGGAGUGCAAGGCCCUGAAGCAAAGACCACGAUUUGUAGCUUUAAAGAAACAGCCCACAUACUUAGGAGGGGAAAAUCUGGAGCUCCGAGACUAUCAGCUAGAAGGCCUCAACUGGCUGGCGCAUUCCUGGUGCAAAAAUAACAGUGUAAUCCUUGCUGAUGAAAUGGGCCUAGGGAAGACCAUCCAGACCAUAUCAUUCCUCUCCUACCUGUUCCACCAACACCAGCUGUAUGGACCCUUUCUUAUAGUCGUCCCUUUAUCCACCCUCACCUCAUGGCAGAGGGAGUUUGAAAUCUGGGCACCAGAGAUUAACGUAGUGGUUUACAUAGGUGACCUGAUGAGCAGAAAUACGAUACGGGAAUAUGAAUGGAUUCAUUCCCAAACCAAAAGAUUGAAAUUCAAUGCACUUAUAACAACAUAUGAGAUCCUCUUAAAAGAUAAGACUGUGCUGGGCAGUAUUAACUGGGCCUUUCUGGGAGUGGAUGAAGCCCAUCGGUUGAAGAAUGAUGACUCUUUAUUAUAUAAAACUCUGAUUGAUUUCAAGUCCAACCAUAGGCUCCUGAUUACGGGCACCCCUCUUCAGAAUUCCCUCAAGGAGCUCUGGUCCUUGCUGCACUUUAUUAUGCCGGAGAAGUUUGAGUUCUGGGAAGACUUUGAAGAAGACCAUGGGAAAGGGAGGGAGAAUGGCUACCAGAGUCUUCAUAAGGUGCUAGAGCCGUUCCUUCUCCGGAGAGUCAAGAAAGAUGUGGAGAAAUCUCUGCCUGCCAAAGUGGAGCAGAUUCUCAGAGUGGAGAUGUCUGCUCUUCAGAAGCAGUAUUACAACCCCUUCAUAGCCCUCUGCCAGUGCAUUCCAGUUAUUUUUACCCAGUGGCGUCUGGAUGGUUCUAUCAAGGGAGAAAUCCGAAAGCAGGCACUGGAUCACUUCAAUGCAGAUGGAUCUGAGGACUUCUGUUUCCUGCUCUCCACAAGGGCUGGUGGCCUGGGAAUCAAUUUGGCUUCUGCGGACACAGUUGUCAUCUUUGACUCCGAUUGGAACCCCCAGAACGACCUGCAGGCACAAGCCCGAGCCCAUCGAAUUGGCCAGAAGAAGCAGGUAAAUAUUUACCGCUUAGUUACAAAAGGAACUGUGGAAGAGGAGAUCAUAGAACGGGCCAAAAAGAAGAUGGUUUUGGACCAUUUAGUGAUUCAACGCAUGGAUACCACUGGCCGUACAGUCCUGGAAAACAAUUCAGGAAGAUCCAACUCAAAUCCUUUUAAUAAAGAAGAGCUGACAGCUAUUUUGAAAUUUGGAGCAGAGGAUCUCUUCAAAGAACUUGAAGGGGAGGAGUCAGAGCCUCAGGAGAUGGAUAUAGAUGAAAUUUUACGCCUAGCUGAAACCAGGGAGAAUGAAGUGUCCACAAGUGCGACAGAUGAGCUUCUGUCACAGUUUAAGGUUGCCAAUUUUGCAACGAUGGAAGAUGAGGAGGAGCUGGAAGAGCGUCCUCAUAAGGACUGGGAUGAGAUCAUUCCAGAAGAGCAAAGGAAGAAAGUAGAGGAGGAGGAACGACAGAAGGAGCUGGAAGAAAUUUAUAUGCUGCCUCGGAUUCGCAGUUCCACCAAAAAGGCUCAGACGAAUGAUAGUGAUUCUGACACUGAGUCUAAGAGGCAGGCCCAGAGGUCCUCUGCCUCUGAGAGCGAGACAGACGACUCUGAUGACGAUAAGAAGCCCAAGCGCCGCGGGCGCCCUCGGAGUGUGCGGAAGGACCUCGUGGAGGGGUUUACCGACACCGAGAUCCGCAGGUUUAUCAAAGCUUAUAAGAAGUUUGGGCUCCCUCUAGAACGGCUAGAGUGCAUAGCACGUGAUGCUGAGUUGGUGGAUAAGUCUGUGGCAGACCUGAAGCGCCUGGGUGAGCUGAUCCACAAUAGCUGUGUAUCAGCAAUGCAGGAGUAUGAGGAACAGCUGAAGGAGAAUGCCAGUGAGGGGAAAGGACCAGGGAAAAGGAGAGGCCCCACCAUCAAGAUUUCUGGAGUUCAGGUUAAUGUGAAAUCCAUUAUCCAACAUGAAGAAGAGUUUGAGAUGCUGCAUAAAUCUAUCCCCGUGGACCCUGAAGAAAAAAAAAAGUACUGCUUAACCUGCCGGGUCAAAGCUGCGCACUUCGAUGUGGAGUGGGGCGUGGAGGAUGACUCGCGCCUGCUGCUGGGAAUUUACGAACAUGGCUACGGGAACUGGGAGUUAAUUAAGACGGACCCAGAGCUGAAUCUGACUGACAAAAUUCUGCCAGUGGAGACAGACAAGAAGCCUCAGGGAAAGCAGUUGCAGAACCGAGCCGACUACCUGCUCAAGCUGCUCAGGAGGGGCUUGGAGAAGAAGGAGGCAGUGACGAGUGGAGAGGAGGCCAAGUUAAAGCGGAAGCCUCGAGUAAAGAAGGAAAACAAAGCGCCUAGGCUGAAAGAUGAGCACGGACUUGAAUUUUCAUCUCCUCGGCACUCAGAUAACCCAUCAGAAGAGGGAGAGGUAAAGGACGAUGGCUUAGAGAAAAGUCCAAUGAAAAAAAAACAGAAGAAGAAAGAGAACAAGGAGAACAAGGAGAAACAGCUGAGCUCACGGAAAGACAAAGAAGGGGACAAGGAAAAGAAGAAGUCGAAAGAGAAGAAAGAGAAGUGUAAGGAGAGAAUGAGGCCCGUGAAAAAGGCCCUGAAAGAGCUGGACAAACCCGACAAGGGGCUCAAUGUGCAGGAGCAGCUGGAACACACCCGGAGCUGCCUGCUCAAAAUUGGAGACCGGAUAGCCGAGUGCCUUAAAGCUUACUCAGACCAGGAGCACAUCAAACUAUGGAGGAGGAACCUAUGGAUUUUUGUUUCCAAGUUUACAGAAUUUGAUGCUCAAAAACUCCAUAAGUUAUACAAGAUGGCUCAUAAGAAAAGAUCUCAAGAAGAGGAGGAGCAAAAGAAGAAAGAUGACAUGAUUGGUGGGAAGAAACCAUUUCGCCCAGAGGCUUCAGGCUCAAGCCGGGAUUCUCUGCUGUCUCAGUCCCACACCUCGCAUGGCCUUCACCCCCAGAAGCCUCAUAUACCCGGCUCUCAUGGCCCACAGAUGCAUGGACACCCAAGAGAUAACUACAGUCACCCCAACAAGAGGCACUUCAGUAACGCAGACCGAGGAGACUGGCAGAGGGAAAGGAAGUUUAGUUACGGUGGUGGCAGCAGCAACCCUCCGUGGGGCGGCGACCGGCACCAUCCGUACGAGCAGCACUGGCACAAAGACCACCAUUACGGGGACCGGCGGCACGUGGACGCCCACCGUUCUGGAAGCUACCGCCCCAACAGCCUGUCCAGAAAGAGACCGUAUGACCAGUACAGCAGCGACCGAGAACACCGGGGCCACAGAGAUUACUACGACAGGCACCAUCAUGACUCUAAGCGGAGGAGAUCCGACGACUUUAGGCCUCAGAACUACCACCAGCAGGAUUUCCGGCGCAUGUCUGACCAUCGACCCCCUAUGGGUUACCACGGCCAGGGACCCUCAGACCACUACCGCUCCUUCCACACAGACAAGCAGGGAGAUUAUAAACAGCCGCUGCCCCCGCUGUCCCUGGCUGCCUCGGAUCCCCGCUCACCCCCUUCUCAGAAAUCCCCUCAUGACUCCAAGUCGCCUCUGGAUCACAGGUCUCCUCUGGAGCGGUCCCUAGAACAGAAGAACAACCCGGAUUACAACUGGAACGCUCGGAAAACAUAAAGGACGCUCAGGACGGGGAGAGCAGGAGGCGUCAGUGCGAGGACAUUUUUGGUGUGGUCCUGCCGUGAGGCUGCUGAGCCCGAGGGCGCUGACCCGCCCCUCCAUCUGCUCCC